GACAUCAAACGGACAGAACAGGUGGAAAACGGUGGGCCAUCUACACAACUGACUUUCACCGGGACCAAACGGUUCGAAGGAUCCGCUUUAUUUCCACUUACUUCCACAUAUAAACACAGCCAUUUUUGUGGCAAACGGAAGUUUUAUCUUGAAGGAUUUCACAGGAAGCCCGGCGUUUCAUUUUCGCGCGCUUGUGAUCCAUUCGGAGCGCAUUGUGUCCGGGAGUUUGUUGCUGCUGCUGCUGCUGCCAACCAGCGGUGGUCCGCUCACUCCAGAUACCGCUGCUGCAAAGGGGUCGUGGCGUAAAACAGCGUCCAGCCUGGCGGUUGUCAGCAUUUGGUUUCCUUCAGGACAAGGACGGCCAGUCGUCCAGAGUCGACGGUAAAACUUGAUGUGCCUGUGAAUCUGAAGCGUUGCGGUCAUGACGUCCUGCGGUGCCUCGGCCGCCGUGCCUCCAUGUUUCCACUACGAAACCAAAUACAUCGUGCUGAACUUCCUCAGAAAGCUGCCGGCCCACAGAUCAAGGAUCCCAACUACAGAGCUAGGAGACGCCCAGGAUGAGUGGGAGAGGAGCAGACGGAUGAAGCAGCAGAUCGACGAGGAGCUGAAGCAGCUGGAGCAGGAAGUCAAUGACUCGUUUUCCGAGUCGGACUUCGACCUGCGCCAGUCGGUGGUGUUCUGCCCGCCGAACCCGGACAACUCCGUGGAGGAGUGCCUCGCCGCCUUGGGGCACGGCGUGUCCCAGGAGCUCGGCCCUCACCUCUCCGCCGGCGUGGAGGAACUGCUGUCCGGUGACCUGGACUACCAGAGGUUUCAGCGCACGGCUCUGGAUCUCAUCAGCCACACCGAGUCGGCCUGGAACACGGCUUUGGUGCCGCUGCUGCUGCUGCGGGCGCUGCUGUUCGAGGGGAAGCCUGUGAAGACGCUGCUGCAGCUGGGGCUGCGCUGCCUGCAGGAGGACAUCAUCGUCCAGCAGGGAGGAUGGGGUAAAGUUCUGAGCCUGGACCAGAACGAGGAGGCUGCAGCGGCCGUCGCUGACGACAGCAACGACAUCUACAUCCUGUCGGAGGAGCAGCAGCCCGACACGCUCUGCACCGGAGACAGAGGCAAGCCGAGCGCCUGGCAGACGGACAGCCUGCCGGCGUCCCUGGGCGGCCACGAUUCGUGGGCGCAGGUCGAUCCGAUGGACCCCGAAGACGUGAAGGACCUUCACGGCGGCGAGAGCGUGGCUCUGGCCGAGGAGCGCAGCGAGAACAACUCCUCCAACUCCGACAUCGUCCAUGUGGAGCGGGAGGAGGCGGAGCUCCUGGAGGAGGGCGGCGACGCCGACGGCGACGCCAUCGAGGAGAGCAUGAUGAGCCUUCUGAUGACCGAGAGCGACCUGGCGGCGCUGCGGGCCGAGUUCGGAGACCCGGUUCUGCACACUCUGCCGCCAUCGACCCUGGUGCUGCCGGAGGAGCCCGUCGUCAUGGAGACUCCUAAGAGUUUGUCCCCAGGGGCAGAAGCCCCGCCUCCGGUUCCUGCAGUAGAACCCGACCCGGAGCCAGAACCCGCCCCAGUGCCUGUCCAGGUGGAAACCACGACUCGGGCCGAGGAAGUCCCGCCAGAACCCGAAACCCCGCCGGAACCAGCGUGCACCCCAAAGCAGAACACUGAGCCUGAACUGGAACCAGAACCAGAACCGGAUUCCUCUGUGACCCUUGUGCCAGAGGUACUGGCUGAAGAGGCCCCGGUUCUGAAGGUCCCCAAAGCGUCGCCCCAGGACCCGGCGAAACCAAAACCAGAACCGGAGGAGGAGUUCCCGGUUCUGCUGUAUGGCGGAGCGGUUCUGGUUCUGGUCGCCGCGGUGACCUUCGGCGUGAUUCUGUUCAGGAGGAGGUAGAAAUAUGUCCAGGUCAAAUAAAUGUUCUAUUCUUGAUGUAAAAGCUCCGUAGUGCCGGGUUUCUCUAGUCGGCCCGGUCCAGAAGAACCGGGCCCUGAAGCAGGAUCGUCUCCUCCUCGCUCUCUUCUGUCCGUUUCUGUCUCUCCUUUGAUGAUUUUUCUAACUUUUUCAGCAGCAAAAUGGGAUUUAAAUUUUUUUGAAAAAUGAAUAUUGAUGAAAUAUUUUGUUUUCUGAGAAUCCGGGCCGGAAGUUCUGGCAUGAAAAUGAUCCGUCAUGUUUCACUGCACAUGCAACAUGGGUUUUGUUUUUUGUGAAUAAAAUCUUAGUUUUUCCCCCCA
Molecule: messenger RNA, 2220 nt
Organism: Poecilia reticulata (guppy)
Lineage: Eukaryota; Metazoa; Chordata; Actinopteri; Cyprinodontiformes; Poeciliidae
Gene: bcl2l13
Product: BCL2 like 13
Biological process (GO): regulation of apoptotic process; apoptotic process
Cellular component (GO): mitochondrion; membrane
Source: RefSeq, a predicted model, not a curated record